Molecule: messenger RNA, 3272 nt
Organism: Balaenoptera acutorostrata (minke whale)
Lineage: Eukaryota; Metazoa; Chordata; Mammalia; Artiodactyla; Balaenopteridae
Gene: FOXO6
Product: forkhead box O6
Exons: 2
Coding region: 654-2333 (559 amino acids)
Biological process (GO): regulation of transcription by RNA polymerase II
Cellular component (GO): nucleus
Molecular function (GO): DNA-binding transcription factor activity, RNA polymerase II-specific; RNA polymerase II cis-regulatory region sequence-specific DNA binding
Source: RefSeq, a predicted model, not a curated record
CGGCAGGGUCGCCCCCGGCCGGGAGCCCCGCCCCUCCACCUCCAGCCCGCGGGCGGGGCACCCGGCCGGCCGAGGAUUCCGCGGCCGCGGGCGGGCACGCCCCGCCCUCUCCCGCGCCGGGCCCGCCCCCUCCCCGUCCCCCGCCCAUCCGAGGUGCAGCCGGCGCUGAGCGCGGCAGGCGCGGGAGCUGGCGCUGGAGCCGGAGCGGCGGCGGCGGCGGCGGCAUUCACGGGGCGGCGGCGGCGGCGCGGGCUCCGGCACGGGCUCGGGCUCCGGCAUGGUGCAAUCCGGCCCCGUCCCGGGAGAGCGGAGCCCGCGUGCGGGGCCGGCGCCGGGGGAGCGGCGGCAAAGACGGUGGCGGUGGUGGCUGCAGGCGCAGGCAGGCGGCAGGUGCUAGAAGCGGGGCUGGGCGAGGUGUGUGCCCGCUGGGCUCCGGGGCCGCCGCUCCCUCACUGCCCCCACCUCUCCCUCCCUUCGGGCUUCCCAGCGCGUCCAGCCCCCUGUCUCCGCGACCCGGCCCAUGGCGCCCCGCGGUUGAGCCGGCGCCGCCAGGGACCCCUCCCGCGGGCCUCCCCGGGGCGCGCAGAUCCCAGAGCCGCCCGCCCACCAUCCGCGGAGCCCCCCUCCCCUCCUCGCCCGAGCCGGGCGGGACCAUGGCUGCGAAGCUGCGAGCGCAUCAGGUGGACGUGGACCCGGACUUCGCGCCGCAGAGCCGGCCGCGUUCGUGUACCUGGCCCCUGCCGCAGCCAGACUUGGUCGGCGACGAGGACGGAGCGCUGGGUUCAGGGGUGGCCGAGGGCGCUGAGGACUGCGGGCCGGAGCGCCGAGCCACGGCCCCGCCGAUGGCCCCAGCGCCGCCGCUGGGCGCGGAGGUCGGACCGCUGCGGAAAGCGAAGAGCUCCCGGCGGAACGCGUGGGGGAACCUGUCCUACGCCGACCUCAUCACCAAAGCCAUCGAGAGCGCCCCGGACAAGCGGCUCACGCUCUCGCAGAUCUACGACUGGAUGGUCCGUUACGUGCCCUACUUCAAGGAUAAAGGCGACAGCAACAGCUCGGCCGGCUGGAAGAACUCCAUCCGCCACAACCUGUCUCUGCACACCCGGUUCAUCCGCGUGCAGAACGAGGGCACAGGCAAGAGCUCCUGGUGGAUGCUGAACCCUGAGGGCGGAAAGACGGGCAAGACCCCGCGGCGCAGGGCUGUGUCCAUGGACAACGGGGCCAAGUUCCUGCGCAUCAAGGGCAAGGCCAGCAAGAAGAAGCAGCUGCAGGCACCGGAGCGAAGCCCCGACGACAGUCCCCAGGGCGCGCCAGCCCCGGGACCCGUGCCUGCCGCGGCCAAGUGGGCCACGAGCCCGGCCUCCCACGCCAGCGACGACUACGAGGCGUGGGCCGACUUCCGCGGCGGCGGGAGACCCCUACUCGGGGAGGCGGCCGAACUGGAGGACGACGAGGCCCUGGAGGCCCUGGCGCCGUCGUCGCCGCUCAUGUACCCGAGCCCGGCGAGCGCGUUAUCGCCCGCGCUGGGUGCGCGCUGCCCGGGGGAGCUAACCCGCCUGGCCGAGCUCGGGGGCCCGCUGGGCCUGCAUGGCGGCGGCGGGGCGGGGCUGCCCGAGGCGCUGCUGGACGGCUCGCAGGAUGCGUACGGGCCGCGGGCCCGCGCCGGGACGCCCGCCUACUUCGGCGGCUGCAAGGGCGGUGCCUACGGCGGGGGCGGGGGCUUCGGGCCGCCGGCGCUGGGCGCGCUGCGCCGCCUGCCCAUGCAGACCAUCCAGGAGAACAAGCAGGCCAGCUUUGCGCCGGCCGCCGCGCCCUACCGCCCGGGGGCGCUGCCCGCGCUGCUGCCGCCACCGCCACCCGCACCCAGGCCCGGCCCGGUGCUGGGCGCGCCCGGGGAGCUGGCGCUGGCGGGCGCGGCCACCGCCUACCCGGGCAAGGGGGUGGCCCCAUACGCGCCACCGGCGCCCUCGCGCAGUGCCUUAGCCCACCCCAUCAGCCUUAUGACGCUGCCCGGCGAGGCGGGCGCGGCGGGAGUGGCGCCGCCGGGCCACGCGGCCGUCUUCGGGGGCCCCCCCGGCGGCCUCCUGCUGGACGCGCUGCCGGGGCCGUACGCGGCUGCCGCCGCAGGGCCGCUGGGUGCCGCGCCCGACCGCUUCCCGGCCGACCUGGACCUCGACAUGUUCAGCGGGAGCCUCGAGUGCGACGUCGAGUCCAUCAUCCUCAACGACUUCAUGGACAGCGACGAAAUGGACUUCAACUUCGACUCGGCCCUGCCGCCGCCGCCUCCCGGCCUGGCUGGGGCCCCGCCCCCCAACCAGAGCUGGGUGCCGGGCUGAGGGCCGCCUCCCGCGCCCCCGGUGCCCUGCCCCGCCCCCCCCAGGGGCCUCUGUCUUCCCAUCCUGAUCCCCGGGUCCCCACUCCCAUUCCCGCUCCACGGAGGGGAUCCAGGAGGCAGCCCCAACCCAGCUAGAGACAUCCCUCGGAAGCUGACCGCUGAGGGAAGUGGUAGGGAGGGGCUGGGGCACCCUGCCAUUCUUGCCCAGACUCCUGAGACCCGCUCCCCCUCCUCCCAAGGGCGGGAAGCCUGGGAGUGGAGGUUGGAUUCCGGGCUGGGUGGGAGUAGGGAGGAAUGAGGUGGGCCGUGCUGGUCUGGGAAGCCCACCGGGAGAUUGGGCGGGGCGGGGCGGGGUGGGGGGGCGUCUCCGAAUCUUCAGUUUCCUUUGCGGGGCCCCCGCGUGACGAAUCGCCCACCCCAAAGUCGAAUCUGAUCCCCAGUUGACACGUUCCCACUGGUCUUAGCCUCACCCACCCCAAGCCAGGAACCCGCUCCCAGAAACACACUCACACCUACCUAUUGGCUGUUCACCCUGAGCUGUCCUCCUUCGGCCCUCAACCACUCUCCGACCUCCAGACCCACAGUUCAGCCCCGCCCACUCAUCCUUGCCCGCCUUAGUUUCUCCCCUCCCGGGUGGAAGUCCCUCUCCCUUUCCGCUCGUCCCCAUUCCCCAGUACUGGUCUCAGCCUCCCCAGUGGGCCUCAGCUCCGGAUCCACCCCCCAAUCCGACACCCCUUUCUCCGUGCCAGUCCUGGCUCCUCUCUCCCCUAUUUAUAAGUGUCCGGUCGGGGCGGUCUGUGGGCGCGGCGUCCCCGGCGCAUAUCGUAGGCAGUGUACCGUGGCCGUGCCGUCAGCGUGUGCGUGUGCGUGUGUGCCGUGUCGAGGCCGUGUAGAGUGCAUUGUACAGCAUAUUUUCAUGAAUAAAAUUGUUUUAAAUAUU